Messenger RNA from Aspergillus alliaceus, 429 nucleotides. RefSeq lists its product as uncharacterized. Bases 136 to 363 code for a protein of 75 amino acids. The transcript has a single exon. Lineage: Eukaryota; Fungi; Ascomycota; Eurotiomycetes; Eurotiales; Aspergillaceae. The record is from RefSeq and is a predicted model, not a curated record.
CCAUCGACCAUUAACUCCCAAUUCCGGAUUAAUCGCAUGGCUUUCAUGUCAUCCGUUUUCAUUAGUAAAAGAAGCAAAACUCCGCCCAUUGGUGGUAUCCGAUUUCCCGUCCGUCGAAACGUGUUCUAAAUCCCAAUGUGCUUGAAUGGCACGGACGAAUGCAAGUUGAGAACUCAUAAAAUGGCAUGGAAAGUCCGUGACAAAAGAAAGUGUCGUGAUAAAAGUGCUUUGGCGAAGCAGAAACUCACUUUCCGCUUCUUUUUUUCUCUGGUCUCCUCGCCGGCUAAUUUUCGUUCCUUUGUCUUUUCUUUCCUUUUUUUACUUUUCUUGUUUUUGGUUUGUUUUAUUCGCUUUUCGUCUUAGUCGGGUAAUACUCCAGCGUGUCAAGUAAUCGUGCGGUACGAGGCUAUCAAUAUCAGGGCAGCACAU